ACUUGACGUACGUGUUGAGAGAAAGUAAGAAGAAUGUCGUCGGGACCGAUCCGCUGCCAGAACUGUGGGACUGAGGAGACGGAGCUCCAGCAGUGCGCUGGUUGCAAGGGAGUGCUCUACUGUGGCGCCGAGUGCCAGGGCAAGGACUGGAAAGAGAACAACCACAAGAAGUUGUGCAAGGCGUUGAAGAAGGCGGCCAAGAACGGGUUCUUCAAGGAGAUCACCACGGAAGCACCCGAAGACGCUCCGCUAGCCACCCAGGGCAAAGAGGUCGUCGUCCACUACACCGGCACCCUGACCAAUGGCGAUAAGUUCGACUCGUCCCGCGACAAGGGCCGGCCCUUCCGCUUCCCGCUCGGCGCAGGCCGCGUCAUCUCGGCCUGGGACGAAGGCGUCGCCACCAUGCGCAUCGGCGAGCGCGCUCUCCUCUACGCCUCGCCCGACUACGCCUACGGCCCCGGCGGCCAUCCCCCGGUCAUCCCGCCCAACUCGUUCCUCAUCUUCGACGUCGAGGUCCUCGAGCAGGAGGCCUAGUACCCUUGUCAUGGACCCUUCAUCUGUGUAAAUGACAAUCGACCCGCA
Messenger RNA from Thecamonas trahens ATCC 50062, 582 nucleotides. RefSeq names its product FK506-binding protein. Bases 34 to 534 code for a protein of 166 amino acids. The record is from RefSeq and is a predicted model, not a curated record. The transcript has a single exon. NCBI's taxonomy places the organism in Eukaryota, Apusomonadida, Apusomonadidae. Gene Ontology annotation, molecular function: peptidyl-prolyl cis-trans isomerase activity.